This is a messenger RNA of Eupeodes corollae, 1797 nucleotides long. RefSeq names its product zinc finger protein 2-like. Bases 93 to 1658 code for a protein of 521 amino acids. The record is from RefSeq and is a predicted model, not a curated record. The transcript is spliced from 6 exons. Gene Ontology annotation, molecular function: DNA-binding transcription factor activity, RNA polymerase II-specific; zinc ion binding; RNA polymerase II transcription regulatory region sequence-specific DNA binding. Lineage: Eukaryota; Metazoa; Arthropoda; Insecta; Diptera; Syrphidae. Gene Ontology annotation, cellular component: nucleus. Gene Ontology annotation, biological process: regulation of transcription by RNA polymerase II.
AUUUUGACGUGUGACAUUGACAUUUUCAAAACAAUUCUUAACUAAAUCAACAAAUAAUAUUAAAUUAUUUUGGAAUUAUUGUUAUUGUAACUAUGGAUUCAACUAUUAUUUGUCGGGCAUGUCUUAAUGAAAUUGCUCGUCAGUACAUCUCCCUAGAUACUCCUCUCAACGAUACCACAGUUCUAGAUGUUUUCAAUUACUGUACUAAUCUCAAAGCGAACUUAAACGAUGAUUUCCCAACGAGCAUAUGCAUUCCCUGUGGCAGAGCUUUGCAAGCAGCAUACGAUUUUAUUAAAACGGCCUUCGAAACAGACCAAAUACUUCGCAAUAGCAUUGGAACUGGAGAACAACAGUCAGUGAAAGAGAGCGCUUCACAAGAAGAAAAUAUAAUUCAAGAACUUAAGGAGAUUGAAUAUGAUAUUGAUAAAGAAUAUGCUGAAGAAUAUAUCGAAAACAUAGAUGAUACUGAUAUCAAGGAAGAAAAUGAGCAUUACCAAUUCCUUACUCUAUCACCUAAAGAAGAAAUUGAUGUUGAACUAAUCGACGAAGGUGAACAUUGCUAUGUGGAAUCAAUAAACGAAGCAGAAGUUCCUGAAGAAAGUAUCGAAUCUCAAAAAUAUGAACUCACAGACGAGGCUGAUAAUUGUUGCAGUAGAAGCGAAAACUCUUACGCCCAUGAAGGAUUUUUAGAAGAUGCUGAAGAUAUCCAAUAUCAGAGUGACAAUAAGGAAGGGACUAUUGAAGGAAAAAAACAAUCUAAAGCUAAUCGCCUUUAUAAGUGUGAUUCAUGUGAAAAACAAUUCAAAAACAUGUUGAGCCGAAAUAAACAUGAAUUCUUCGAGCACAGAGAAGACGAUGAUUCCCAACACCGAAAGUGCAAACUUUGUGACUUCAAAACAUCAAGCUUAAGUUCCUGGCAGACGCAUAGAUAUCGUCAUGAAAAUCCCACUCAAAAGAAAUACCUUUGUUCAUUUUGUCCAAAAAAGUUCGCCAAUCCGAAGUCAUUACUAAUGCACGAAGAUUAUCGACAUGGCAACAAAGAACGUGCGGCAAAAUGCGAGAAAUGCGGAAAAAAAUUCAUGAAUAAACAAAAGCUCGAUUAUCACAUAUUGAGUGCACAUUCAAAUGGUCGCAACUAUCAGUGUCCUGAGUGUCCGAAAACAUUUAAAAAUAGCUUCCAACUCCGAGCACAUAAGAAACUCCACACUGAACGAACCAUUGAGUGUCCCGAGUGUGAAAAGAAAUUUCUUCGAAAUGUUGACUUGAAAGUUCAUAUGAGAAUACAUACUGGUGAACUGCCGUAUCAAUGUCAUCUCUGUGACAAACGUUAUAGAAUAAAGGUAAGACUAACCUAUCAUAUGCAAAAACAUCUAGGAACCAAGCACGUGUGUGAGAUAUGUUCGUGUGAAUUUAAUAGUAAACCUAGAUUACGGCUGCAUAUGUUUGAGCACAUUGGAAUGCCGUUUGUAUGUGACCAUUGUGAGAUGGGAUUUAAAACGAGAUUAGGGUUAAGUCGUCACACGAAAGCUGUUCACAAUAUCAUAAUGACCGAUGAUGAAUUACUACAGAAUAGGCUUAAAAACGAAAGAAAUAUUAAAAGAGGGAUUGUCAGCGAUUUGGCUUUACUUGAUCAUUCCAAUGCUGAGUUAGAGGUUUAAUACUAAGAAAUGAUUUUAUUACUCUAGUUACCUUAUUGUAUAUAAAGAAAAGUAAAUAUAAAAGUUUAAAAGAAAUAUUAACAAAAUAAAACUUUUGUCGCUCCCUCCUUACAUAAAUAAAGAGUUCUUGACAACUGGU